UCAACCUCACUGCAAUCUUGCUUCUCUCUCACCCCACUUCAGUGCAAAUUGAAAACCAAAAAAAUGCAAAACGCACACCCUCAUUAAGACCCUCCUCCUCUUUCAUUGUUUGUGCAUCUUCUUUGUCUCAAUGAUGAUGCAACCUCUCAAUGCUACAGCACACGCAUUUAUUGCACACUUCAUCAGCUUGAAACUCGCUGAUCAUACUUGCAAGCAAGCCCCCAUCCAAUAGCAAUGCCACCUCAAAUCAACUUUUUAGCAUCUCCAAGUCCUUCACUAUUUAUUUAUGCUCUCAUUGCAUUGAGUGCCUCAAGUGUGCCUUUGGGGUGAUUCUGUAGUGUUGGAAAUAUAAAAGAGGAGUGUGGACUUUAAAAGGGUACUCUAUAAGUUUGUUGCUUGUGAUAUUUGUACUUUGUUCAUGUGCUGUGGUGUGUGUUGUUGUUGAGAGAGUUUGAGAAAGAAUAAUGGGAAGAACACCAUGUUGUGACAAGAAGGGUUUGAAGAAAGGACCUUGGACAGCUGAAGAGGAUGAAAUUCUUUCUAGUUAUAUCAAGAAAAAUGGUGGUCAUGGAAGCUGGCGUUCUCUUCCAAGGAUGGCAGGUCUUCUUCGUUGUGGCAAGAGUUGCAGGCUUAGGUGGACAAACUAUCUGAGACCAGACAUUAAGCGUGGUCCCUUUACUCUUGAGGAAGAAAAACUAGUCAUACAGCUUCAUGGCAUCCUAGGAAAUAGGUGGGCUGCAAUAGCCUCUCAGUUACCAGGGAGAACAGACAAUGAGAUAAAGAACUUAUGGAACACCCACUUGAAGAAGCGUCUCAAAAGCAUGGGGCUUGACCCCAAAACUCAUGAACCAUUGGCCUCAUCAACUUACCCUUUUCACAAGGCACCUGCAUCUGUCUCCACACGCCACAUGGCUCAGUGGGAGAGUGCUAGGCUCGAAGCCGAGGCCAGACUCUCGAACGAGUCGUCAAGGUUCAGCCACAACACCACCAACAAUUCCAACUCUGAUAACAACAAAACCACUGAUUCUGACUACUUUCUCCGCAUUUGGAACUCUGAAGUUGGAGAGGCAUUUCGCAAUGUUCAUCAUCACAAAGCUGAUGAUGACAACAACAACAACAAAAUCACUACUAAUACUCCUACUAGUUCCUGCCACAGUCCUCUUUCUACAGGGUCAUCUUCCAACAAGUGUGAGUCAAUUGCUACAAAUGCAGACUUGGCUUCUAAUGCACCAGAAAUUAUCACACCCUCUAGCAUUGUGAAACAAGAGUUUGAGUGGGGGACUCGUGGUUCCGACUCGUCAAGCUCUAAUGACAUGGAAGACUCAUCAGACACUGCUUUGCAGCUCUUGUUGGAUUUUCCUAUAAACAAUGACAUGAGCUUCUUGGAAGGAAACUCUUUUGUGUGUCCACUUUAGUGCAUGUGGAAGCAUGAGUGAUAUUUUGUGUCAUGCAGCUUUUUGUGUUGGUGUUUUGUAAUAUUGCUAUCUAUAUAAGCAGUUGAAGAAGUAGGAGAAUGACAUGACUUGGACUUUGGCUGAAUAUGGUCAUCAUUAAUCAGCAUAGGUGUGGCAUCCAUCAGUGUGGAUUUUUUUA
Glycine soja is the source of this 1593-nucleotide messenger RNA. Its product is annotated as transcription factor MYB41-like. The transcript has 3 exons. Bases 465 to 1415 code for a protein of 316 amino acids. The record is from RefSeq and is a predicted model, not a curated record. NCBI's taxonomy places the organism in Eukaryota, Viridiplantae, Streptophyta, Magnoliopsida, Fabales, Fabaceae.